AAAGAAGAAAAGCAAAGAAAGAUGAGGUCGAAGUUGAAGUUAUCGCUCAUAGCUAACAACUACUUGAGGAAACAAACAUUCAAGAGGAGGAAGGCAGGGAUAGAGAAGAAACUCCAUGAGUUCACGACUCUCUGCGGUGUGAAAGCCUGUGCGGUCAUCUGCAGCCCGUACGAGAAUCCGGUGUUGUGGCCGUCAGCGGAAGGCGUCCAAGAGGUGGUUUCGAAGGUUAUGGAGUUACCGGUGGAAGAUCAGUGCAAGUAUAUGUUUAAUCACGAGACCUAUUUGCGUCGCGAAAUCACCAAAGCAGAGAAGCAAGUGGAAAAGCUGCGUAGUGAUAACCGAGAGACUCAGCUUAGACAAUUUAUGUUUGAUUGUCUCGAAGGCAAGAUGAAUCAGCACCCGUAUGAUGCAACGGACCUUCAAGAUCUGAGAUCUUAUAUUGGUAGCUAUAUCAAGAAGCUUGAUUUCAGGAUGAAGGUCCUUACAGAAGAAAAUGGUGAGUCCUCUUCCUCCACUCUGCUUCUUCCUUCUUCAGUUGCUGGUGCAGAUUCUCCUGCUGUUGAGGUUACUGGUCAUCCUGUUGUUGCGGAUGCAUCUAUGGUAACUGAACUUAAUGGAUUUUAUGGUUAUUUUCCUUAUGACGGUAUGACUAUGAAUCCGAUUCCUAAUCAGCAUGAGUCGUUGGUUCAACACCAUGUUCCUGUUGACUCGGUUCAACACCAUGUUCCUGUUGGCUCGGUUGAAUACCAUACUCCCAUGAAUUUUGAUGAUCAGAUUCAACAUGGAAUCUAUGAUAUGAAUUUGCACCAGGAUAUGAGUUUGGAUCCAAAUCAGUAUCCGUAUCAACAGGGAUCAUUUAUGAAUCUGUUGCUGGGACAUCCUCAAGAAAUGGGUUAUGAUGGAGAACAUGCCCAUAUCCCUUUCGUGAACGGCAACUAUCACCAGCUACCAACCAUGGAUUUUGCUACAACUGGUCACAUGCCUUCCAUCAACACCAACACCAUUGCGGGUGUUUAUGCUCCUGAUGACAUCAAUGCUCUUUAAUCAGAAGAUGUGCAUUUCUAAUAAGUGAAGUGUCAAUUGUUUGCAUUUGUGUUUGUUCAUUUCAAAGGACAAAUAUUUGAUGAUGUUUUUGACUUUUCUAGUUCUCUACCUUUGAAUGGAUUCUAUUAUUUAUGGCAUUAGAUAAUGUAUCAA
This is a messenger RNA of Camelina sativa (false flax), 1197 nucleotides long. NCBI's taxonomy places the organism in Eukaryota, Viridiplantae, Streptophyta, Magnoliopsida, Brassicales, Brassicaceae. The record is from RefSeq and is a predicted model, not a curated record.